Messenger RNA from Suncus etruscus (white-toothed pygmy shrew), 6252 nucleotides. It is a transcript of the gene NYNRIN, whose product is annotated as NYN domain and retroviral integrase containing. Lineage: Eukaryota; Metazoa; Chordata; Mammalia; Eulipotyphla; Soricidae. The record is from RefSeq and is a predicted model, not a curated record. The transcript is spliced from 8 exons. Gene Ontology annotation, biological process: DNA integration. Bases 83 to 5770 code for a protein of 1895 amino acids. Gene Ontology annotation, cellular component: cytoplasmic ribonucleoprotein granule; nucleus. Gene Ontology annotation, molecular function: mRNA binding; RNA-DNA hybrid ribonuclease activity.
GCCUAGCCCGGCACCCCCAGCGCGGACUCUUGGCGAGGGGACUCAGUGGGCUCCCCGGGUCCGGAGGGCAGCCUUCGCAGCCAUGCUCCUGUCGGGGGGCGAACCUCUGAUUCAGGAAUGGCUCCGGGUGCAGAACCAGUCCAAAGCCCGCGUGCACCGCCAGCGCCUGCCUAUGCAGCGCAUCUUCAGGGUCAAGCUCAGUGCCUUCCAGGGCCGGCCCGACACAUCGUACUUCUGGCUGCGGCUCGAGGGGCCCAAAGAGAACCUGAGCAAAGCCAAGGAGUACUUAAAUGGACUGUGCAGUCCGGAGCUGUGGAAGGAGGUGCGCUACCCACCGAUCCUGCACUGUGUCUUCCUCGGUGCCCAGGGCCUCUUCCUCGAAUGCCUGUGCUGGAGCUCCCGGGCUUACCUAGUGCCUGGCCCCCCUGGCUCCCUGAUGGUGGGCGGGCUCACCGACUCCUUUGUCCUCACCCAGAACUGGCUGGAGGAACUGGUGCGCCGGCUGCUCUGGGGUCCUGUCCCCCAGCCCUCCCAGGGGGUCAGGGAGGCUGAGGUGAGCCGGGCCUUUGGCACCCUGGUCUGGCUUCGUGCUGACCAGUAUGCAGGCUGCCUACUACAGUUGCCCCUGGCUGUCCAGGAGCUGCUGCUCAGACUGGUACAGGACACAGCGGGCAAGGAGGACAUCAUUGAGUGGCUGGGCAGUGUGAGCUCCUUUGAGCGCUGCUGUGAAGAUCCUUUCCUCCCACUCAAGCAAAGCCUGGCCCUGAUGCCCACAGGGGACAGUGCUGGGUCCUCAGGGGAGGCAGGGGCCCUCCGGAACGGGGCCUCAGAAAGCUGCAAGAGACUGAGUGGCUCUGGGAUCACCCGCCCGCUGCCCCCCAGCACCCCAGGCCAGAGCUCACAGCUGGAGGCAGCGAAGCAGCUAGUCUGGGUCUCCUCUGGCAUCCAAGGUGAUUCAGACCUUGCUGACAAGGAAGGGGCCUCACAAGGUGACAACGAAAGCCAGGACUCUGCACGCCGCACACAGGCCUGCUCCCCACAAAGGCAGGUGCAGAGGGUGGAAGACAAACUCCCCUUGCCAUCACCUCCUAUAUCUGUCCUGGGCCUGUAUCCACCUUGGAAGGCCUGGGCCCCUGCUCCAGCCUUUGGGCCCCUGUGGCCAGGGGCUAUGGCUGCCACCAUCUGGAGGAUCAAUGAACUGCAUUCUCUCCACCUGGCCUGGCUCCUGUCUCAGGCCUGCCUCACAUUCCCCUUCUGGCAGAGGCCCUUGGGCCCCAUUCAGCUUAAGCUGCCAGGGCAGACUCCCAUGCCCUUAAAACUGGAGUGGAAGCCAAAGGAGGUGGUUCCUUUGUCCAGUAUGGACAGACUGGAUGGAGGACCAGGAGGAGAGGCAGCCCUGUCCAACUGCCUGAGGCCAGAGAACCCCCAUCAAGUCGUGAGUUUAUUGGUGGUCUCAGGGGGCUCAGAGGUAAAGGAAAAAGCUAGCCCGAAAAUCCCCCAGAUUGAGCCACCUUUGCCCUCUACUCACCAGAUGCCCGCUGGAAGUGAGCCAGGGUCUCAAGGCAGCAGGCAGAAAGAUUGUAAGGGACCAGAAGCAGGUCCUAUUCCAGCACUGCCCUCAGGGCAAGAAAUGCUUCCUGCUCCAGAGAGGCUCGAGGCUCAGGGUGGGGUGCCAGCUCUGUCGGUUCUGGAAGCUCAGAUAGUGCCUGAAACUCUCAAAGUGCCCAGGGUUGAAGCUGUGCCCACAGUGCCAGUUCUGUCCUCAAUGCUGGAGCCACCUACAGCUGCCCAAGUGCCUACAGCACCAGUGCUACCUGUGGCUUCUGGAGUGCCUUCAGCUCCAGAGAAGCCUUCAGCAGUGCAGGGAGUGCUUAUGGCUCAUAAGGCUGCAGAGGACCUGCCGGCAUCAGCAGCUGCAAUGGUGCAUGCUGCUACUCAGACACUGCCCACUCAGAAAGGGCCCAGAGCUGAAGCAGCCCCUGUAGGUCAUAGAGCAUCCAAGGCCUUCACAGGGCCUGCAGCUCAGAUGAGCUCUGUGACUCCCAAAGCCUCCAAAGCUUCCCAAACACCUGCAGCUCAGAAGGGGUCACCAGCUGCAAGAUCCACCUCAGACACAACCAAACUUCUGAGCAAUGCCACAUCUUCCCCAAAGGGCUCUGCCUCCUGCCCACAGAGCCGUGGGGAGGCCGGAAGGCAGGGCAAUCCUCUCAACAUCACUAAGCUCCAGCCUCACAUGGAGGGAAUCCUGGGAGCCUGGGAUGGAGCCCCAAGGCAGCUGUCUCGCCAGUUGCAGCCCAGCAGCACAGUGACUAGCUUCCAGAGGUUUCACGAGGCCCUGAAGACACCUUUUGAGCUGGUUCUGUCGGGGGAACCAGGGGACCAGGGCCUGCGGAGGGUGAUCAUCGAUGGCAGCAGCGUGGCCAUGGUGCAUGGCCUUCAGCACUUCUUCUCCUGCCGGGGCAUUGCCAUGGCAGUGCAGUACUUCUGGAACCGUGGCCAUCGAGAGGUCACUGUGUUUAUCCCCACCUGGCAGUUGAAGAAGAACUGGCAGGUGCGAGAAAGCCACUUCCUGAAAAAGCUGCACUCCCUCAAGAUGCUUUCCAUCACCCCCUCACAGCUGGAGAAUGGCAAGAAGAUCACCACCUAUGAUUACAGGUUCAUGGUGAAGCUGGCAGAGGAGACUGAUGGUGUCCUUGUCACCAAUGAGCAGCUCCAUGUCCUGAUAAAUAAUUCUAAGAAACUCAUGGUCAAGGAUCGCCUGCUGCCCUUCACCUUUGCGGGAAACCUCUUCAUGGUGCCUGAUGACCCCCUGGGCCGUGAUGGCCCCACACUGGAUGAGUUUCUGAGGAAGCCAAACAGGUUAGACACUGACGUUGGCAACUUUCUGAAAGUAUGGAAGUGUCUUCCUCCUCGGUCAGCUUGUCUCACUGAGCUCAGUGAGGAGGCCGUGCUGCAGCCCCCAGAGAACCCAUCAGAGUCAGCAGAGGAAAUCAGGGAGGAGAGGGAGGAGAGGCAGGUGGAGCAGCAGGGAGAAGGACUGGGGGUGCAGAAGCUGGGAGUGCAGGAGCCAGAAGUGGAGGAGCCUGGGGUGCAGGAGCCAGCUGAGGAAGACUACGAAGAGGACUCUUUGCUGGUAUCUGUGUUCAGACUUGAAUGCCCAGUGCUCUCAGAAGAACUCCUCCGGUGUCUCAGUCUCCCUGAGCCCCCCAGUGGGGCUCUGGACAUUGAUCUCCUGCCAGGGUUGCCUUCUCCCUCCCUAGGAGUCCCCUGGGAUGGGAAGCCCCCCUGCCAGCAGGUUCUCACCCACCUGGCCCGACUGACCAUCCCCAGCAACUUCACUGCCCUCUCUUUCUUCUUGGGGUUCAUGGAUUCACACCGCGACGUCAUCCCAGACUACGAAUCCCUCGUAGGCCCCCUGCACAGUCUGCUCAGACUAAAGCCUGAUUGGAGGUGGGACCGUGAACACGAGCUCGCCUUCCUGGCUCUAAAGCGAGGCCUGGUGUCUGCCCUCUGCCUCUCGGCCCCUGACUCCCAGCUGCCCUUCUACCUGGAGGUGAUGGUCAGCCAGGUGGCACUGACAGCUGUCCUCUACCAGGAGCACUCUGGGCGGAAGCACCCUGUUGCUUAUACCUCGAAACCCCUGUUCCCCGACGAAGCAGGCCAGGGUCCCCAGUCGGGGGGAGAUAGCCCCUACGCUGUCGCCUGGGCCCUCAAGCAUUUUUCCCGCUGCAUUGGGGACAGCCCAGUGGUUCUGGAACUCUCCUAUGCCUCCCGACCCUCCGGGGACACCGAGGGGCAGGCGGCCCACCCUGCUCCUGAAGCCUGGCUGAUCCGAUGGAAGCUCUUGGUACAGGACAAAGGCAAGCGGACUCUGGAGCUGACCCUGCUGCAUGGCCUGCUGGGAGAGAAUCGGCUGCUGACGCCCGAGGCUGCCCUCCCGCGCUGUUUCCAGGUGCUGCCGCCUCUCUCUGACCUGUCGACCUUUAUCUGCAUCCACAUGUCAGGUUAUUGCUUUUCACAGGAUGACGACAAUGAAGAGUGGCGCACGGGCUUUGGGCUCUAUGUUCUAUCUCCCUCCAGUCCCCCAGUUUCCCUUUCCUUCUCCUGCUCCCCUUCCACACCCACUUUUGCCCAUUUGGCUGCUGUGGCCUGUGGCCUGGAGCGCUUUGGCCAGUCCCACCUCCCGGUGGUCUUCCUCACACACUGCAGCUGGAUCUUUAGCAUCCUGUGGGAGUUCCUGCCACUCUGGCAGGUCCGGGGCUUCCUCUCCUCCGAUGGGGCGCCACUACCUCACCCCGACCUGCUCUCCUACAUCAUAGGCCUCACCUCUGGCCUCUCGGCCCUUCCGUACAUCUACCGAACCUCCUACCGCGGCUCCCUGUUUUCUGUGACAGUGGACACUUUGGCUAAGCGGGGUGCUCAAGGUGGUGGACAGCGGUGGGAUUUGCCAACAGAUAUGCCCAGCCCCUCGGUGUAUCCUCGGGCUUUCAGCAAGAGGCUUGACUUACUGGCCUUGCAGCUGAAGGACAGCACCCUGGCAGACAUAAUCACCAAGCUGCAGAGUGGGCAGAAGCUUCCCAACUCCUCCCCAUUCAGCUCAUUCUACAGCUCGCUCAGCCUUGACCCAGAGAGCAACCUGCUCAUGUUCAAGGGGGAGAAAAAGCCCAGGGUCUGGGUGGUUCCCAGGCAGUUGAGGCGAGAUCUAAUUUUCUUCGUGCACAACCUGCCCAUGGAGGCCCACCAGAGUCUCGAGGAGACCUACAAGAAGGUGCGGUUGCUGGGCUGGUGGCCUGGGAUGCAGGAGUUUGUGCGAGGGUACUGCCGGAGCUGCCUCUUCUGCACACCCCAGAACCCCGUGAGUGGAGAGAUGAAGUUCAUUGAGUCCCUGUGGCCACUCAAUUCCACCGCUCCCUGGGCUAAUCUGCAGAUCGAGGUGGUAGGCCCUGUCACUGCCAGCGAGGAAGGCCACAAGCACGUGCUGAUUGUGGCGGACCCUAACACUCGCUGGGUGGAAGCGUUUCCCCUGAAGCCAUACACACACAUGGCGGUGGCACAGCUACUGCUGCAGCAUGUCUUUGCCCGCUGGGGGGUGCCCGUUCGCCUGGAGGUAGCCCAGGGUACCCAGUUUGGCCGCCAUGUUCUGGUGAGCUGUGGGCUUGCCCUGGGUGCCCAGGUGGUCUCCCUGAACAGAGACCUCCAGCUCUCCUCCCUGAAUGAUUCAGGGGCCUACUGGGAGUUCAGGCGGGCCCUCAAAGAGUUUAUCUUCCUGCAUGGGCGGCACUGGGCUUCCUCUCUGCCCUUGCUGCACCUGGCCUUCAGGGCCUCCUCUCCACUGGCCACUCCCAUGCAGAUCCUGACAGGGGCUGAGGGCAGGCUGACUGGGCCCCUGUGGUGGGAAAUCAGUGGUGCCAACAUCCAGGGCCUGCACAUGGACAGAUUCUUGCAGCAGCUGACCCAGGAGCUGCUGGAGUUGCAUUGGAAGGCAGCUGACAAACCCAGUGAGAAAGCUGAGAACCGGCGCUUCCAGCAGGAGAGCCAAGAGAGGGAGUGGAAGGUGGGCGAUCAGGUUCUGCUGCUCUCCCUCCCCAGAAAUGGUAGCGGGGCCAAGUGGGUAGGACCCUUUUAUAUUGGCGACCGGCUGAGCCCGUCUCUUUAUAGGGUCUGGGGUUUCCCCACCCCAGAGAAGCUGGGCUGCAUCUACCCCAGCAGUCUGAUGAGGGCCUUUGCCAAGAGUGUGGGCCCCCUGUCCCUCAAGAUCUUAGAACCAUGAGUGAGCAGAACCAUGUGAGUGACUGCUCGGGGCUGGAUGUCUGCUGCUAGACUUACCAUGCACACUGUCUCAAUUUGGCCCUUUUGGCCCCGGGGGGCCUCAGUUGUGCCUUUUGUAGAGCACUUACUUAAGCCUUGCGAAAUUGCCUUGAACGAGGGGCCCUUGUCUCUGGACAUUGUCCCCAUUUGGGGUUUUAGUAAACUUUUCAAAGCUGUCAGAUAUGCUCCCUGGCAGUUUUGCCUGGACACUAAAAUCCCCUUACUAAGCCAUGCCAGGCUUAAUAGCUUUCUCCAGUAUCCCCCUUGUUCUGACAUGUAUACACACACACAUAUAUACAUCUUAGACACACAAAUUCCCUCAAUAAAAGCACAUACACUACACACUGCUCAUAACAAACAGUAACACUAUGCCUCCUAUUUAAUACACUCCCCAUUGCACACAAAUACACCACAAACAUCACACACCUCUCCAACACAAAAACA